Salvelinus namaycush (lake trout) is the source of this 1792-nucleotide messenger RNA. RefSeq names its product tapasin-related protein-like. Lineage: Eukaryota; Metazoa; Chordata; Actinopteri; Salmoniformes; Salmonidae. Bases 71 to 1375 code for a protein of 434 amino acids. The record is from RefSeq and is a predicted model, not a curated record. The transcript is spliced from 8 exons.
AUGAAAGUGAAAGUUCUUGGAGUCGAAUGGCACGGGGAAAGACAUCUCCUGAAGACAGUUUUGUCACAUUAUGCGUUUAAACGUCAAUAUUGGUAUCUGUUUAUUCCUCUGUGCAGAGGUGUCAGGAAUCCAGUCUUUAGAACAGGUGCCUUGGCUGCCCUGUAUGCUGGUGGAUGAACGUGUAAAGUUCAAUGAGGGACAUGCUGAAACCGAGUACCAACACAGAGACGCUGGGCUGCAGUUUGGACAUCCAGGGGACAGUGCAUUGAACCCUAAUGCCAUCACCUUCCUUGUUACAGGCUCUAAGGUGGACAUGAGGAAGUACAUUGAAGGAGCAGUAGUGGAGCACCAGCUGCAGUGUGAGAUCCGCAGGUACAGCACAGAGGGUAUCCAGGUGCGUUGGCCAGGUUUAGGAGCCCAGGAUCACGACAUCUGGUUCACCUGCACCUUACGGCACACCGACGGCCUCUUCGUCAUCACCAGCUUCCUCAGACAUACCCCUGCCACGCCCACACCUGGCCAGGCAGACUACCGCAACUGGGCCGCCAUCGCAGACAGAGAGACGCUAACCACCUCAACUGUGAUGCUAGUCUUCACCCGCACUCCCUCUGUGUGGGUGGGCCUAAUGAAGCAACCGAGCCUGCACUGUCAGUUUGACGUGGACCACAAGGCAGCCGACCUGACAGUGGAAUGGCGUUUGCAGCGACGCGGCGAACGCACCACGCUCUUCAGCCACUCCAGCCGCUCGGGCCAGAGGGAGGGGGGCGGGGUGGAGCUUAAGCGCAUCGGUAGGGGCGACGCAUCCCUGACGCUCCCCCUCACCAAGCAGAGCAGCGAGGGGACGUAUGUCUGCCUUGUCUCGGUGCCUCCGCUGUUUGGCAGCCAUGAAAUCGCUCUGCACAUCAUGGAGCCUCCUCGCGUGUCCUUGACCGUGGACUCUGUCAUCUCCUUGGUGGACACGGAGAAGCAGAAGGUGGUGUGUGAGGCAGGGGGUUACUACCCCCUGGAUGUGGAGAUGGAGUGGUUCAGGGAGCCCAGUGGUGGAGGUGGAGGCCUCCUACCAGAGAAGCUGGACACUGUCCUGUACUCCAGCCACCGCCACCACCAGGACGGGACCUACUCUCUGUCGGCCUUCUUCCUGCUCCACGCUUCCCUGCAUGACUCGGGCUCCACGUACUUCUGCAGGGUGUCUCACAGCUCCCUGCGCAUGCCCAUCCGCAAGAGCUUCACCCUCAUCGUCACAGAGGUUGACAGUUGGAACUUGCUGUGGUUGUUCUUUGGCUGUGGAUUCAUCCUGGUCAUGGUGGCCACUUUGUGUGUGAUGCUACCCCGCCUGAGCUCAGCAAGAAAAGCAAACAAGAGAAAGCCCUACUGAGAGAACAUGCCAGAGUGGUUAGAGCUGAUCUCCAUGGAUACAGACAGUCCAUUCCUACCCUCCUUCUUCUCCUCCUUCUCCAUCUCAGUACUUCUCUAUCAGGGGGUUUAUUUCGGGAAUGUGGGUAUAGUGUGUGUCCAUCAAGUCAUUUGAUAUAGGGUAAUGUUUCUCCCGAUUCUACCAUUAUAAAAGUACAGUAAAUAUAGAGAGAUUGAUCAUGUGUUUUUCAUUAUUUGGGAACGAGGGACUAUCCCACAAGGUCAUAGUACUGCUCUAUGAUAAUACCACUCUAAGAUUGUGUAAGGUAGCUUAAUUUUGCUAUGACAAAUACUUGACAUGGAAUAAUGAUUUUCUUUUAUAAAAAUGCAUGAUCAUGUUUGAUAUGAAAAUGUGCACUAAGAAAUGUAUUUGUUUGAA